Messenger RNA from Alternaria hordeiaustralica, 726 nucleotides. RefSeq lists its product as uncharacterized. The record is from RefSeq and is a predicted model, not a curated record. The transcript is spliced from 2 exons. NCBI's taxonomy places the organism in Eukaryota, Fungi, Ascomycota, Dothideomycetes, Pleosporales, Pleosporaceae. The coding region runs from base 1 to 726 and encodes 241 amino acids.
AUGGUACUUGCCUUGGGACAGUUUACCAAACAGUGCAUCGAUGCUGGCCCCUCCUGUCCCCUCUUUCGCCCCAACAUUUCUUCCGACUCGUUGUACGACCAAAUCCUACACCUGAGCGAAGAAGCCAAACGCGAGCCAAUCGUUAUGGGCCCCAACGUCACCACCGAUAUCGUCACCUACGAGAAGAUCGCUGAGGCUAGUGACACCGCUCUGCGCAUGGGUCUGGCAUCCGGGUCUUACUUGGCAGGCUAUCUCAACAGCAUCAUGAUCCGCGAUACUUCAGAGUACAACCACAGCCAGUACCUGAUCAAUCGCUCUUUCAUCGUCCAAGAUGCAGCGAUCAAUGCAGACAACACGCAGCUCAUCCGUUGCUCCGACGCCAUGUUCCGUGCUGAUGAGCUCGCCGAUAUCGAGGAACGCGUCCGGCACAUAACGAAGUUGAGUGACUGGAACAGCGAUUACGUCAUCGGCGCAUACAUAAUGUGCUCGCUGUGGAAGGUUCAGGCAAAAGAGCGGUACGAGGGCGACUUCAAGGCGAAGACUAGGUACCCUGUAUUGCUCAUCGGUUCGCCGUAUGACGUCCGCACUCCAAUCUCUGGGGCUUAUGCGGCGAAAAAGACGCUGGAUGGUAGUGUUGUGCUUCAACACAAUGGUCUCGGAGUAAGUGGAAGACCAUCUCGUGGCUCCAUGAAUGGGUGUAGUUUACUUGAGAAAGACAAUGGCUAA